CAUCAAAACGCGAUUGCCCUGCCAGGGUUGUCCGGCUCGCUUCGUUCAGACCGUUGUCGUGGUAUCCUAUGCCAAAAUUUGCUUGGAGGAUUCUCCGCCAUGACCGCCAGCCCCAACGUAAGAAUCGAACGCGAUUCCAUGGGCGAAAUGGAGGUACCUGCCGAUGCCCUCUAUGGCGCCUCCACCAUGCGCGCCGUGUUGAACUUUCCCAUCAGCGGACUGCGUUUCCCGCGCACAUUCAUCCGGGCCCUGGGCCUGAUCAAGCAGUCGGCGGCGCGCGGCAACAUGUCGCUCGGCUUGGUGGACGAACGAAUCGGCAAUGCCAUUGUUGCGGCGGCCCAGGAAGUGAUCGACGGGCAGCUGGACCGCCACUUUGUGCUGGAUAUAUUUCAGACGGGCUCGGGGACGUCCACCAACACCAACGCCAACGAGGUGAUCGCCAACCGAGCCAGCCAACUGCUGGGUGGAGACCUGGGGUCACGGCUGGUGCACCCCAAUGACCACGUAAAUAUGGGCCAGUCGUCCAACGACGUCAUCCCCACCUCGAUCCACCUCGCUGCAUUGCUGGCGAUAAACGAAGACCUGAUUCCGGGCCUGGAUAAUCUUGCGACUGAGCUUGAAAAGAAGUCGGAGGAGUUCUGGCCCAUCGUCAAGACGGGCCGCACCCACCUGCAGGACGCAACUCCUGUGCGGUUGGGCCAGGAGUUCCUGGGCUAUGCCGGACAGGCACGCUACAGCAUCCAGCGCAUGCGGAGGGCGCAGGAGGCACUGGCCGAGGUGGCGCUGGGCGGAACGGCGGUCGGCACGGGGGUCAACACUCACCCGGAGUUCUCGGCUCGCACCUGCGCCUUUGUCUCAGAGGUGAGCGGGGUGGAAAUCCGAGAGACCGAGAAUCAUUUCCAAGCCCAAGCGUCGUUGGACGCCCUGGUGGAAGCCAGCGGUGAGCUGAAGACGGUGGCGAUCAGCCUGCACAAGAUAGCCAACGACAUACGCUUCAUCGCGUCCGGGCCCCGCGCCGGCCUGGGCGAGAUCGCGCUGCCGGAGGUGCAGCCGGGCAGUUCGAUAAUGCCAGGAAAGAUCAACCCGGUUAUCGCUGAAUCGGUGGUCCAAGUUGUGGCCCAAGUGGUGGGCAACGACGCCUCGGUUACCCUGGCGGGGCAGGGAGGCUACUUCGAGCUGAACACCAUGAUGCCAGUGGCGGCGCAUAACAUACUGGAAUCGAUUUCGCUGCUGGCGGCCUCGGCCAACAACUUCGCCGACCAGUGCGUCGAGGGCAUUGAGGCCACGACGGUGGGCCCGGACAUGGUGGAGAAGGGCCUGAUGCUGGGUACGGCCCUGGCGCCAGCCAUCGGGUACGACGCGGCUGCGUCCAUCGCCAAGGAGGCGGCGGCCAGGGGAAUGACCAUCCGCGAGAUGGCCAAGGAAAAGACCGAACUGUCCGAUGAAGAACUGGACACGCUCCUCAACCCCGAGGGUAUGACGGAGCCUGGGGUUAGCAUGGCGGGCGGCGGAGGCUAG
This is a messenger RNA of Geodia barretti, 1518 nucleotides long. NCBI's taxonomy places the organism in Eukaryota, Metazoa, Porifera, Demospongiae, Tetractinellida, Geodiidae. The record is from the annotation of a GenBank genome assembly.